AUGGCCUUCAAAGUCGAACUCUGCGCCGAAGCCGACAUGGCACGCGCAUUCGAAAUCAUAAGCGAAGCAUUCGGCCAUGACCUUCCCUACAUCGACGCCACGUUCCCAUCACAUCCAACGACAGCUGGUCGCGCUAUUGGGACUUCAAGAUUAAUAGACAUGAUGAAGAACGAUCCAUGCACUACGUUUGUCAAAGUCGUGGAUACCGAGACGGGACUUAUGAUUGCGCAAGCGAAAUGGAAUAUCUACAAAGACACGAUACCGGAGGAGAAAGACUUGGAUGGCGAUUUCUGGGUAAAUGAGGACGAGAAAAGAUAUGCGCAGCUUCUAUAUCGUCAGUGGUUGAUUCCAAGACGUAAAGCUAUUCGGGAAAGUGGAGGGAAUCUCUUCUCACUUGAUCUUCUUACCGUGGAUCCAAAAUAUCAACGCCGCGGCGCCGGUCGUCUUUUGGUGAAAUGGGGGACUUCGCAAGCAGAUAAGCUCGGGUUGAAAUGCGUAGUCGAGUCGACAGAUCCUGGUUUCGGUCUUUAUAAGUCCGAAGGAUUCGAACAUUGUGGUGUUUGGGAGACAGAAUUACCAGAUGAGUGGAAAGAGAGCAGGAGAAAAGCGAAAUUUGUGUGGAUGGUUAGAGAACCCCAACCAGGACAACAAUGGUUGGCUUCAAGAUGUUUGCGGAAAUACUAG
Molecule: messenger RNA, 684 nt
Organism: Glarea lozoyensis ATCC 20868
Lineage: Eukaryota; Fungi; Ascomycota; Leotiomycetes; Helotiales; Helotiaceae
Product: Acyl-CoA N-acyltransferases (Nat)
Exons: 2
Coding region: 1-684 (227 amino acids)
Molecular function (GO): acyltransferase activity, transferring groups other than amino-acyl groups
Source: RefSeq, a predicted model, not a curated record